CCUAUCCCCUUUUUGUAACCCACGCCAUUUUGCACGUUGGCUGCGCGUGGUUAGCCGGACGUAGAAGGUAAUUACACCUACAAAAUAUUUUAAUAUUCUUUCAAACUAAUUUAAAAAAAAAGUUAUUAGCCCUACAAAGAAUCGUAAUAGAUGUCAUCGUUACUUAUUUGAUGAGAUUUUUUUCAGUAUGAAAGAAUUUAAGUUAUCAAUUUUAUCGCCAUGCUGUACUGUACAAUAUAAAUUAACCGGUCUGAACACUUCAUCGUCAUCGUGUACCAGUUCAAGUCGACAUAGAAAGUCUUGUAAUCUUGAUGUUUUAAUUACAUAGUUAGUGGUUUUAUUUUUAGUAGUGAUGUCUUAUUCACCUGCCCAUAGUUACUUGGUUAAAUUUGUUAAAGCUUAGGACUUUGGCUUAUUCUAAUUUCCUUGCCCAUACAUGACAGUUAAUUUAACUUAUGAUUGACAUAUGGUAGCCUAGGCCUAGGUCAUGAUUUGCAAAGCAUCUUUACUUUUUAAAUUAUUUUUUGCGCCAUCACCCUCAGUUUAAGGUAGGGACUUUAAUAAGAAAAUUUAAACUUUUUGUAAAAAUAAACCAAUGGCAUAGUUGUAAAGAGGUAAUUUUUUAAAGAAUUAUAUAACACCAAAAUCAUAUUUUUAGCUGUUGUAGUUUUAAAGUUAUGAAUUUUUAAAGUGUGAGUUUGUUUGGUAUUUUUUACUAUGGACGAAACCUCCACAUCUUGUGACCUCAUUCCGCUCAUCGCAUCAUGCACAAUGACUGUAUACUUUAUAUAAGGCAACACAUUCCCUGCCUUAUCACUAAAAUACUUUUUUAGACUUGGUUUAAACUUUCAACUUUGGCACAUGAAUAAUUAAUUAAAGCUUUCCCUGACCAAUGGUUUAAGGGAAGCGUUAUCCACACAGCUCUGUGAGACCAAAAUCUGCGAAUAAUGCGGAGCGUUUAUUCUUAGACAGAAAUGUUCCCAUAAUUACGCACAUUUCUAGAAAUAAUUAAGAUCACAUUUCAAGCCGGGGUAGGGGUGUAGUUUUAACCCUUUACAGUCCGAUGCGCCCGAAAUGCGCCGAUUUUUUCCUUAAGCGUACAGUCCGAUGCGGCCAAACCCGCCCGUUUCGAGGUUGUUUACUUUCGUUCUUAGCACAGCGGAAGUCCAUUGCGCAUUACUAUUUAUAGUUCUACCGGAAGAAAGCCUCGUUGUCGGCAUUUAUUUCGAUACUAGUUUGACCGCGGUGUGUUUAGGGGCUGAUUUUCUAUGAUAAGCACAGCGGAAGUCCAUUGCGCAUUACUAUUUAUAGUUCUACCGGAAGAAAGCCUCGUUGUCGGCAUUUAUUUCGAUACUAGUUUGACCGCGGUGUGUUUAGGGGCUGAUUUUCUAUGAUUUUUUUAAAAGUCGCGAUUUUUUCGCUGUAAAAAAUGGCUAUCUAAGCUUUGGAUACACAUUUGAAAGAACUUAGGCCUAAUGAAGCUUCACUAUUUCAUGAGUGGGAGGGUCUCUGAAACUAUUUUUAGGUUUAACUUUUGCUUUAAUCAUUUCUUUGUAUUUAGGUAUUUUUUAUUUUAUUUUGUUGCUUCUAGUUUAUUUUCUGAAAAUUAAUUAAAGAACCUUCAUUUAAAAUGGAGUUAUGUCCCUUUGCUUGGGCGCUGGGAGUAGACAAGGCUGAAUAGGUUGGACUGUAAAGGGUUAAGUAGUGUGGGAGAGAUCGAUCGUUAAUGAGUAUGGCACAAACACAUCUCAAAACCGAAGCUACCGGUAUGCACAAGUUAAAUUUAAAAAAUUUAAUAGGCCUAACUAUAGCCUAUAUAUAGGAUAUAGGACAAUUAAUUGUGCCUACAUGUGCUCUGUUAGGGGCCAACAUAUUCGACCUAUAGAGUGUUACUAAUAGAUCCAGUCAAACCUCCUACUCCUAGACAUAGCAAAUUUUCUGGUAUUUCAUAUUAAAUGUUAUACCAGUAAUAAAAAUGGUACCGGUAUUCUUCAUGUAGACUCACUUUCACCCACUGUAGAUAUGUCUUUAAAUGAUGUCAAAGCUUGAUAGGAUAUCGUUUAGUUUUUUUUAAAAGCACUAUGAUAUAUCACGUAGUCUAGAAAUGUUCUGACAAAAAUAGUUGACAUGCCAUGCAACAGUGUUAUGAUGCAGAGAGGUGUCUGCAUCAGGCGGCCAUGUGAGAGACGACGAGGGGCAUAUAGGCCCUACAUCGAUAAUAACAGAAUCUAAUCCUGUUUAAGGCUAGUAUUUUUUCCUGAUCCUUGAGGGUGUCCCUAAGUCUACCCAGCUCUGGCCUUAGCUGGGGAAAAGUAAAGCUGGCUGGUUAUUGCGCUGGCAAUACACUCACACUUGUAAACGCUGCUUCAAUUGCCCCAAGGGAACUUUACUUCCCAAAGACUUGCAAUGCAUCCUACGACCAGCAGGGUUCCAAUUAAUUUUUUAAUGCUUUUUUUUAUAUUUAGACCCAUAGUUACAACAGUGGCAGUAUGGCUUUUUGUUUCAAUUAUCAACAUUUUUUUACAAGAGCUAAAAUUGUUUAUGUCAAUGAUAUUGAUAUGUUUUAAGUACGGUACCUGUAUGUUCAUUUCAUUGUCAUCACUAAAUGUUAUUUCAACUAUUUCUGGAGCGGCAUAUUGUGUCCCUACUUAUGAUACUUAUUAGAAAAUAAAAUGAAACAAAUAAAACGUGACAUAUUUUUUUCAGCUAAACAUUAAUACACAACUCUGAGAUUUAAAAUAUUUGAAUAAGUAAGUUAUUAAUAAGUAUUUGUUUAUUAGAGAAAAAACAAAUGGAUGUUAAAGUCUAUGAGUGGAAUUAUACAAAGAAAAUUAAACAGUCAAAAGAGCUAAAAGUAUAUCACAAUGUACAGUUAGAACAGCUGUAUCUGGCUUAAACAUGGUUUAUGCAGCUCAUCUGCAUGUCCAUGUUGUUUCCAGUUUUUUGACGAAACUUGAAUGAACAUUCUUAAAAAAUAGAUUGAAACUUGUAACAUAAGUAACAAAACUACAUGAAAAUAAUAAUAAAACUAUGUGAACAGAUUAAGAAAGCCAUAUGAAGAAUAUUAUUAUGAUAUAACACUACGAAAUAACCAUUAAAUAUUUUACAAAAAAAUUUAUUUAUAAAAAUGAGGCUUCCCCGACAGGGAAUCGAAACUAUAUCUGUCGGGUGACGGGCGAAGAUACUGACCACUACACUACCGAGGAGAUGUUUACACAUGAACUUUGUAUUUUAUAUUCAUAAUUUAAUUUAUCACAUUCUGCGAAUAAUGUCGAGCGUUAUCGGCAGACCGAAAUCUGUGAAUAACGGCGAGCGUUAUCCGCACAGCUCUGUGAAUAAUCACUUCGAUGGUUUAAUAGUUUUUGCACACGGCAAACUCUUAUGAAUGAAACUCUGAGGUAGUUACUACGAUACAGCCAUUAUGCAAGUGGCUGUGAAUGGUUGCCAAUGACAACGUGUUGCACACAGUAAAUUCUGAUCAUUUAUAAUAUGGAUUUUACCGGGUUGUUAAAGCUCAAAUUAAAACAUUCCAGUUUAAAUGUCUUUAAAAUGCAUUCUGAAACACAAGUUAUCAAUUAUUUUGAUGUAAAUAGUGAUAAUAAAUUAAUAUUUCCUAAUUAUCGGCAACUUCCGCCAUUAAAAAGGGGGCAUGGCCAACCCCAUUUCGAAAUUAGGUUAAGCGAGCUGCAUUACCUGCUGCGAACGCGUAGAAACAUGGCGUCUCUCGUAAGACAUUUAUCGCUGUGAAAAUUGGCAUACGUGUAGAUCAAUAGAUUCCCCGGAUGAAAAAAAAUUUGGUAGUGACAAAUUUUUUCCUUCAACUUAAUUUUAAUGAUGAAAGUUGCCUUAUAUUUACCAAGGAUUUUCUCAAAGCUGACUGACGGUAAAUGAAAAAAGUAAUUGAUUAAAAUGUAGGCCAAGAUGUCUACCUAAUUAUAAGGCCGAAAACGGAACUCAAAUAUAUAUAUAUAAAGUACUAAUUUAAUAAUAAAUAGACACACAUAGGAAAAUUAAAAACUCGGAUUUUUUUUUGCGCCGAUUGCGAAUUCCCAUACACAAAAAGUAGUAGUCUCCCUUGACUUACCGAAGUAUCUAGUUUAAGGUCAUCAAAAUGGGAAUUAGUGGUUAAGUUGCAGAUAAUAGAUUGGCAAAAUUAUAAUUCAAUAAUUCCCAUCAAGAGUUAAGAUCCUGUCAUUUCAAGUCCAGUGAUGGCUUUGGGUCUCCCCAACGUGACAUAACUGCACUUGGGGAACGAAGACUCUUGGCAAAAUCUAAGCCAUUAACUGCACAUUUAUGGCAUUGUGUAGGCCUAAUCGGUGCUAUUUUUUGAUUGGUCGUAUAUAAAGUACUAGUGCGCUAUUCGUUUCUAUGUAGUCGUAAUUUAACGGGUCAUCAGCUCCUCCACCAUUUUCAAUACAAAAAUAAGUCAACAUAAUUUCUAGGGAGAGCCUUUUCAAGACAAACAUUACAAACUGAGAAGGUAAAAAAAUACAUUUAGAAAACUUUUGAAAGACAGAACUAUGGCUGGUAGUUGACCUGGGGAACCUCCUUGACCUAUAUGAAUGCCUUAGAAAUCGCAGGCCCUUCUGCUAACUGCAUAUUUAGUCACUAAAUCCAGUAAGUAAUAUGUAGGCCAACUGUCACAUCCAAGAUUACGUUAGAGAAGGGGGCACCUGUAGAUCGUCAUGAGAGUGCUCCAGUUACAUUUAUCCACAAGGUCUGCGUAGUAAACCAACUAAAAUUUUGUUAGGCCAAAAAAGUUGAAGCUUACAUUUUCCCCAUUUCAAAUUUCUCACUUGUACUUUACCUUAAAUCUGUUGGAUACAUUUAAUUUUGAAUAAGUGUCAUUCUGGAUAUAAUCCAUAAUAUGCCAAGCUUAAAAAUGAUAAAUGUGAAUGUGAAAAAUUGGCUUUGUAAAUAGUCUUCUGCAUUGUGCUCUAGUCAAGCGUUUUCCUAAGAAAUUUAAGUGCCUGAGAUUUGGGUUUAAGAUUAAAGCAAUGGGAAUGAAUCUCUAGGGGCGCGGAGACUUGUAAAAAGGGACUGCUGGACAGGACUGAGGAAAAGUCAGCCGGACAGGGAAGCAGACAGUCUGAGAGCUCCGAUGGGUAGGAGUAGAGGAGAGUUAGAGUUGCGUGCGAGAUGAGAAAGCCAAAGCGAAGUAGCAGAACAAUAAAAGAACAAGACUAUAACUAGGUACUUGGACACAAAAUUUAAAUAUUGUCAAAUUGCCAUGAAUGACACAUCAUUUUAAAGGGCCAGCUAUAAGCUUUACAACACCAAUUUCAUCUUUCUAUCUUUUAUAGAAGUGGAGUUAUGAUUUUUUUGGUGAUUUUGUAAACACCCCUUCUUUAUCUUAGUAUUAACCCAUUCAAUACGUCACAUUUUUUUAAGGGAACGCAGUAAAAUUUUGGGACAAAAAUUCUAUUUGACCUGAUGAUUUUAAACUGAAAAGCUCUGUUUUGUUAUUUAUCAAAAUUAUAUCAUGCUGCAUAUCCAAAUGUAGGUAAUUGAAAAAGGAAUAUGUUUCUAGUAUAAAAAAGUGAUAAAGAAAUACCCAAAGAAAAUUUUUGGGGGUAUUAUUGCAGGUUUAUGUAAAAAAUUAUUUAAAAUUUAUUUGGUUUUGCUUUACUCACCAGCUCAGAAAUCAGAUAACAAUAAUCCAAUCAAGUUCAUAUUUUUUUUAAAUGAGUCUUGUGAUACAUCCAAAACAACUGGAAAGUUUCAUUGCAGUAGCUCCAGAAAUUGUAAAGUUAUGAAUUUCUUUCCCAAGACACGUGUUAAAAUUUUUUUUUCAAAAAUUCAACAAUAAAAAUAGUUAUACUCAAAUAUUUACACAUAUUUCACAUAUUUACUAAAUAUAUACACAAAUGAAGUUAUUAUUUUAAAUGAAAGGCCUUGAAGCAUCCUUUAGGAUGGAGAUGGGGUUUGGAUUCACACCCAGUACAAUAGAAAUGUGUGCGUACUCGCUUUAUUGCAGUUGAGCAAUAUGCACAAGAUCGGUCCCUUUCAUGAUAAUCAACAAUGUGCUGAGCAUCAUUACACUUUUUGAGGCAUCCGGUCUCUGGACCCUUUCCUGGUGCUUUUAGUACUUGAAUUAAUGCUACUUCCUCUGUUAGCUGACGCAUCAACAUAAGUUUAUAUUGUUUUAGACUCAUUUUUACUUUGUUUGCAUCUGCUGCUUGACAGAGUAAAAACAAAAUGUACGAGUUCACCUGUUUGGACUUCGGACCACUCUGUCUCAGUAGGGAAAUAAUUUGAACUAGUAGAUUGACUAGUUUUAGAUGAAGAUGAAUUAUGCUUUGAAGUUGAAGCCACAGAAUUAGUAGAACUUGAACUAGGCCUAGUUGGUGUUGAUUUUUUUUUUCCUUUUCCUUUUCCAAUGGAUACUUUUUGUCUCUUUGUAGUCGGAAUAUAUUCCUCAUCACUAGUUUCCUCAAAUAAUACAUUUUCGUAAUCACUAUCACUAUCACUGUUGUCAGAUUUAUCUUCAUUUGAACUUGAAUCGUCUAAGCAAAUCAAUUUACUUGCCUCAUCGGCAGUCAUAGAUCGAAAUCCUUGUCGAUUAGAACUAGCACUGUUAUUCGAUGCAGCCAUUUCAAUCAGCUGUGUUUUGUUUACAAAUUUUUAAGUGGAAAAAACGAGCACAAAAUACACUAAACGUGGGUUAUUCGGUUUAAAAUUCAACACAAAGGAAGUGGAACUCUUCUGAAUAAAAAAUUGAUAAGCUAUAUUAUAAAAUAGUUGAAUGGAAAAGUUGGAAUACUAAUAAAAUGAAACAAACCAGUGGUGACGCAGAGAGUGGCUAAACGUACUCUGCCGAAAUCGCGGUGACGCACACUGCGGCGAAACGUAUUAAAUGGGUUAAACUGAAAAAACAUGUGACCCACUUUCAAAAUUUCUGCCUUAUUUUAACCAAAACUUUUUGAUUUUAAAAGAUAAUGCUACCAAAUUUUCAGGAGACAUUCUCAAUGCAAUAUACAGUAUAAUAAACAACAACACUUAUAUAAGAUUAAGACUUAUUUUUUUAUAAAUUUAUUUGUGGGUAUGUUCAGAAAAAAAGUGAAAAGAAAAAUUGGGAAAAUCAAUAUUUAUACAAGAAAAAACUAGAAAAAAACCCACAUGUCCAUAUUUAUUAUUAUUUAUUGAAUUUUAACUAAUUUUAUUAUGCUUGUGUUAAUUUUAAAUCAAUUAUUAUAUUUAUAAAAAGGUAAGUAGUCUUUUUUAUUUAUAAAAUUGGAAAGCAUGUAAUUAUAGAUUCAAAUUACUCAAAUAUCAUCCAUGAUGAUAGUAUGAUGAUGAGACUAAUUCAUUUAAAAAAAUUAUUUUAUAUAUUGAAUAAUUGUCUAUAUACUGCUUUUCUAUGUCCUAAUAAAAAUAUAAUUGUUAUGAUGAUGUUGUUUGAGUCUUGUUUAUUAAUUUGAUGUAUUUUAAUAAAACUGUUAUAAGUUAUAUAUAUAGAACUUAUAGGCUUGUAAUAGAAUUAGUAAGAAAAAUUAAGCUUAGGCCUAAAAUGAUUAUAAUAACAGUUGUUUAUAAUUAUAACUGAUAAUGAUAAGUAGGCCUAAUUUUAGUAAUAUUCUCUGAAAUAAUUAAUAAGAGAAAAACUAUUAUCGAUAUUACUAUUGUAAAACUAUUAAAUAGUGAUUCAAUAAUGAAUGAACGAUAAACUAUGUACCGGUGCCAUACACAAUUUUUAACGUAAUAAAUAAAACUUAAAACCAACCCUUGGUUACUACAUAAACUUUUCAAGUUUGCUUAUAAUCUUUUCUUAAAAUGAUACAUUUUAAACGUCUUAUAAUUAUUUAGAUGUUUAAGGAUUUAACAUUAACGAAUAACAGUGAUACAUUUCCGGCUUCUCGAUCAAAAUAAAAAAAAUGAUAAUUUCAUACCCCCCACUUUUUCGCGGGUUGCAUAACUUUUUAUCGAGAGCUCAACGAUAAUAACACAAAAGAAAAAACUCUAACAAUGAAUGUAGAUUAGGGAGCACUAAACCUUAUUUUGGUAGCUUUACUGGUAAAAAAGUAUUUAUGCGAUUUAUAUACUAACCGAGUCAUCAUAAUAAUACUGCCUGUGGUGCAAAAAAAUAUCGUAGCAUAAAUCAAUAUAUGACCGGAACACAAAAACUGAUACGUCAGUGAUGAGGAAAGCAAUUAUUUAUUAAACAGAGGUGACGUAGUCUGCAAUUUUCCAAUAAUACCGUGUUGCUGUACGCCAUAUUGCAGAACACGUUUUUUUCGACAUUUUAGGACAUGCGCAGAACGGUGCGUGGACAAGUAUUGUUAUCUCUACUAUAACCAUUGCACGAGUUGUCUGAAUUGGUGAAAUACGAGUGAUAGUUGAAGCAAGUGUUACCAUCCAAAUGAGAUACAGAUUAAAGGUUUAACAGAAACGAAUCAAGGUUCUCUACAAUAUGAUUUCUGUAAUCUGAAUGUCUUAAGAUCAGAGGACAAGUGGCAUAACUUUUUUUAUAGUGGGGGACCCGAAAUCCCCCCGAAAGAAAAAAUUAACAAAUCCACAUAAUUUUUGCGCGUUUCCUUCCUUCCACAGAAAGUUUGGCAUAAUGUCUUCAUCAAAAAGAAAGCAGACUAAAAAUGAGUCUGCUAACGACCAGCUCACUAGAAUUGCAAUUGUUAGCAAUGACAAAUGUAAACCAAAGAGAUGCAGGCAAGAAUGUAAAAAGUUUUGCCCAGUGGUGCGUAUGGGUAAGUCAAUUUUGUCAUUUCCCCACCCUAAUUCUUCAGAAUGUAAUUCUUCAGUAGCCUCUUGACAGGGCUUAUCUGUAGGCCCAAGUUACUAAGAUUCAUUACAAGUUUUUGAUAAAUUGCACAAGCUAGUUUAAGUUGAUGUUGAUAUUUUAGUAAUGAUAAUGCGCCAUGAUCUGCUUUGUGCAUUUUGGGGCCACAUUGGAAAGAUCUGUGUGUAAUGCUUAUGGCCGUAAUAUUAAGGGACGACAUCUUACAAUGCCAAGGGGCAAAAUUUGACACAAUUUUUUCUCUGAAGUUUAAAUUGGUAGUAGUGGUUUUUUUUUCUUUUAAACAUGGAUAUUCUUCUUACAGAACACAAACUUUUAAUGUUGUCAACUAUUGAAUUCAGUUGGUAAGAAUCCCACAUUUCUUUUAAUGCAUUAACUCACACUUGUUUGCUUAUUAUUCUUUUUAAUUUAGGAAAACUCUGCAUUGAAGUGUCACCCACUGACAAGAUAGCAUUUAUUUCUGAGGAGUUGUGUAUUGGGUGUGGUAUAUGUUCCAAGGUGAGAAGCUUUUUUGUUUUGGAACAUAUUUCUUUAAUAUAUUUUGACUUAACAUAAAUUCUCUACUGUUUAAAAGGUUUUUACUUAGUGGACAAUGUUUUAAUUUUGUUUUCAGAAAUGUCCAUUUGAAGCCAUUACUAUCAUUAACCUUCCAAGUAACUUGGAGCGAGAUACAACUCAUCGUUACAGUGCUAAUUCUUUUAAACUGCACAGGUUGGUCAAUUUUAUAGUGUAAAGAUCUUGCCAUGUCUUUCAUCAGUGCUAAUUUUUUGAAGUUUGAAAAGUAAAAUUUAAACAUUUAAUAAUAAAAACAUUUUUACAAAUCAGGCUUCCAACUCCUCGACCAGGUGAGGUUCUGGGACUUGUCGGCACUAAUGGUAUUGGAAAAUCUACCGCAUUAAAAAUUCUAGCUGGAAAACAGAAGCCCAAUCUUGGAAGAUUCAAUGUAAGGCUAAAAGGAAAUUAAAACGCACAUACACAAAUGCAUUCAAGUGCUUGAUCCACAAGAUAUACAUAGCUUUAUUUUGUAAAUAAUAAUGUUUCCCCAUUAUGUAUAUUUAAUGCUGCUUAAGGCAACUUCCAGAUUUAUAUUAUUCACUUGAUUGUUCUAAAACUUAAAUUAACAUUCGUCAAUUCUUGAUAGUUUGUAUUCAUGUGGAUGUGGGGCCAUGACAAAGGGUCUGUAAACCUCUUGAGUGAGGUGCAAUUUUCAAAUUUCCAAAUAAAUUGUUUUGGGAGCAUGGUUUUUUAACUUAAUAUAUUAAAAAGUGAAAUGCAUAUAAUUCUUUAAACGCCUCAUGUGCCAUUUGUUGCCAAUUACUGGUCUGUGUUAUGAAACUGCAUGUAGUUUGGGUGUUUUCAAGUCAUUCAUGCCAUUAACAACAUUCAUAUCUUCCUUAAAUUUUCAAAGAAUGAAGGAAGCAUCAAUCAUCUGAAAUGUGAUUCAUACAGUUAGGUGGUUGUUUUUUUUUUUUUAAAUAACCUAUGAGCAAGUGUUAAAUGUUGACCAGAUAUCUCAGGCCUUCAUUAUAAUGCAUUUAUGAAUGUGCUUUUUUGUUUUUGUAACUAAUCCCACUCUAUUUGUAUAUUUCAUUUGAAGGAUCCUCCUGAGUGGACUGAAAUUUUGGAGUAUUUUAGAGGCUCAGAGCUUCAGAACUUUUUUACCAAGAUUCUUGAAGAUGAUCUUAAGGCUCUAAUCAAGCCUCAGUAUGUGGAUCAAAUACCGAAGGCUGUUAAGGUAAUGGAUAUGUGUUAGAAUAUUGUUUCAUUAUGGUUAAAAUUUUAUGUACCAUAUUUUUGUUUGUCGGCUAUAAUGUGGCAUGAGUCUAUUUUAAUUUUUCUUUCCCAUUUCCAGGGAUCUGUACAACAACUGCUAGACAAAAAGGAUGAACUUAAAAAUCAGAUGCACGUAUGUGAACAGCUAGGUGAAUACAUAGCUAUCAGAUCAUUAAGUGUUGGUGGGAUUUAUAUUGAUUUGUUAACUUAUAUGAAAGACAUGUAUAUUGAAGUACAUAACUGUCCAUGGUCAAUGAUUAAAUUACAUUUGCUGUUCACAUUCUUAAUAAAACAGUGUGGAAAAAUAUGUUUAGAAUGAGACCAUUUCAUUUAUUAUAAACUUUUGGAGCUUAUUUAGUAUUCUUUAGAUUACAUAUGAUUAUUUAGUAUUUUUUUUGACAUAUGAUUAGUCUUGUUUAUUAUUUUUUAAAAUAGAUCUUAUGAAUGUAAGGGACAGAAAUGUUGAAGAUCUUUCUGGAGGAGAGUUGCAAAGAUUUGCCAUUGCAAUAGUUUGCAUACAGGAUGCUGACAUGUAAGAUUUAUGCAUUGUUUUAAUUUAAGAUGGCUUUUAGUUGUAAAUUUUCAUUCUCUUGUCCUCUGGCAAUGAACUGCACAUAACAAAAUUCAAGUUUAGUAAAUAUCUAAUUAAGUUCCAAACGUGAUCAGAGUAUACGUUUCUUAUUUUUUUAACUUGCAGAUUUAUGUUUGAUGAGCCUUCCAGUUACCUAGAUGUUAAGCAGCGUUUAAAAGCUGCUCAGGCCAUUCGAAGCUUGAUUAACCCAGACAAAUACAUUAUAGUUGUUGAGCAUGAUUUGUCAGUGCUUGAUUACCUUUCUGACUUCAUUUGUUGUUUGUAUGGUGUUCCUGGUGCUUAUGGUGUGGUCACUAUGCCUUUCAGUGUUAGAGAAGGUAUGUAUUCAGUCUAUUUUAAAGUUUGUAUGUUUCAAUGUGCUUAAGACUUGUUAAUUUAAAUAGAUCUUUAGGACAUCAGAGCGCUGUGAGCAUGCUAGAUAGCAUGGACACAAGUGUUAUUGAAGUACUCAAUCAUCAUCACUUAUGUUUAAAUUUAUUAUUAAUGUACAUUUCAGGUAUAAAUAUUUUCCUUGAUGGAUUUGUGCCAACUGAAAACUUGAGGUUCCGAGAGACGUCCCUUACCUUUAAAGUGGCUGAAACUGCUUUGGAGGAAGAAAUAAAGCGGAUGUGCAGAUAUGAAUAUCCACAGAUGUUCAAAAAAUUAGGUAAUUGUUUUUAAAAAAUUUUUUAAAUUAAUCAAUAAGAUGUAUGCUUCAAACUUGAUAUAGGUAUAUUCUAACUUGAUUUUUAAAAAGUUUGUCUGCAUAGGCCCUACAUUAAUUUGUACUAGUCUGCAGAUGCUGGUUAAUCGUCUAUCACAUGCUUGUAAAGACUUUGGACUUUCGAUUAGUCUAUAGAAAAUUCGAUUAGUCUACAGAAAACACAUGUAAUGAUGCAAGAGGCAUCGUCCCCUCCAAAAAUAUCUAUAAGGGUCAUAAUCUUUCGGUUGUUAAGCAUUUCACAUACCUUGGAUCCAAUAUUUCUAGUACUCCCUCCGUUGAUGAAGGGAUAAAUAUCAGGAUUGCAAAAGCAGCAGCAACUAUGGCUAAACUGAAUAAGCGGGUGUGGAAUAAUCUCAAUCUGAUAAAACAAAAAUAAGUGUCUAUCAGGCAUGUGUGCUUAGUACGCUCCUAUAUGAUGGUGAAGCGUGGACCACAUAUACCAGUCAAUAGUUGAAGCUCAACAGCUUCCAUCAAAGAUGUCUGCGUCACAUUUUAACGCGGAGGUCUUGGAACGUGCACACGUUUAGCAUAUUCUCCUUUCUUAGCAAGAGGCGCCUUCAAUGGUUAGGCCAUGUAAGGAGGAUGGAGGAAGGACAUAUCCCAAAGAUGCUGCUGUAUGGAGAGUUGGCAGAAGGGUCAAGACUUAUUGGACGGCCACGCCUGAGAUUUGUGGACUUUUGCAAAAGGAGCAUGAGGGAAGCCAAUAUUGAAAACAACGAAUGGGAGCACAUUGCCAAACAACGUUCCAUCUGGCGAACAGCAGUGCAUUUAAGUGAAAAAAAGGCAGAAGAUACGCGAAAACGAGGCCCUUGCAAGAAAAAGAACAAUGCUGAAGUCAAAAUCUUUUCAGGAAUCAAUAUUCUCCUGUGAGAGAUGCGGUUGAGAUUGUCAUUCCGGGUUUGGGCUAGUUAGCCACUCGUUGGACUACACUACAUAGCUACUCCAUCGUCUAACGUAGACGGAAGGAUGCCAUGUACGUGUAUAUAUAUAUAAAGAAAUGUAAUUAUAAUUAAGCCCUCCAUUUUUUUUACAGCCAUAUAUAUCAACAGUUUACUGUCCCUUUUUUUCAAGGUGAAUUUGAAUUGAGCAUUCUAGCCGGGCAAUUCACUGACUCAGAGAUUAUUGUUAUGUUGGGAGAGAAUGGAACUGGCAAAACAACCUUUAUCAAGAUGUUGGCUGGACGUCUGGCGCCAGAUGGUGGAGGUAUGUUUUAUUUUGUUUUAUUACGUAUAUGUAUACUGUAUCUUUAUUUAUUUAAUAUUAUGACAUUGUAAUGUACGAUUUUGUGACAAUAUGGUAUGAUUUUAAAAGUUAAAUGCUAAUGUAUUUUAACGAAUUAUCUUGUCAAAUUAGUUAAUUUUACACAAAAACAAGUGGUGUGUUUGGUGUUUUUUUUCUUUCUUACUUGAUGAAAAAUGUCCUAUGAUGAAAUUUUGUCAUGCACCACGCUUACUGCCUUGAUGGUGAUAAAAGACACCUCAAUAAAUAUCUGAGGAUUAAGGGGAAUUAUUAGUAUAUAGAAUUAUUAUUCUUUCUAUUUGAUUAUAUUGUUGUCUUUACAUAAAUAUUGUAUAACUAUAUUAUUUUUCAAGGUGAGAUACCUGUGCUUAAUGUCAGCUAUAAACCCCAAAAGAUCAGUCCUAAACAUCAAGGCACAGUCAGACAGUUGUUACAUGAGCGAAUCCGAGAUGCUUAUGUCCAUCCUCAGUUUGUUACAGAUGUCCUGAAGCCAUUGCAGAUUGAACCUAUUUUUGAUCAAGAGGUAUGUGUGUGGUCUUUUACAUUAUUUGGUCAAUCUUUACUGUCCUGUGAUGAAAAUAUGUCAUGCACCACUCAGACUACGACUUUGGUGAGAAAUAGACACCACAAUAAAUAAACUGAGGACAGUUCUCUGCAUUGCUUUUGCCUAUGGCAAUUGAUUUUUAUUUAAUAAUUUUCAAUGUUGCUUUUUCACAGAUAAGGCACCUUAUUUUUAAUUCCUUAAUAUUAUUCCCUUUUGUUAGUGUUUCUUUGUUGAAAAAAAAAAUCUUCGGACUGCUAAUGUAUUCACCUUCGAGUCAUUCUGUUGAUCUUAAACUUGGCACAUACACUCCAUGCACAUUACACAUGCUUUGAAACUUAAAGCCCCACUCCAACCCCCAAAAUCAAUUUUAAUGGUACCAGUUAUCUUCAAUAACUGCUAAAUGAGUUUCUUUUAAAAAAAUGCAAACUAGGUGUAAUAUUUUCUUUUGCUUCACGAAAAUGGUGUAAUAAAUCUGUGGUGUGAAAGAUGCUGGACAAUAGGGGGUUAAAACAAGUGAGGGGGGGGGGAAAAAUAUUGGGGGGGGGGGGGCUGUUACUUAUUGGAAUUCUUUUAAAGUGUGUUACCUAAAUGCAUGUUUUGUCAUUUACUGGCGCACCCCAUUGCUUGAUAUUACAAAACUUUGAUUUUAGGGGUUGUUUAUUUUAUAUAUUUAUUUACCAGUAUUAGUUUUAAAACUUAUUUCCUGCUGCAUUGAGAGCACUUCAUCUUGUUAGAAAAAUUAUUUAAUUACUUAGCCUGAUAAUACAACUAUUGCAUUAGUUGAUUUGCUUUAAAAUAACAAACUUUUUUUUUUUGUAAAUCAAGUCUCACAUAAUCAAUUUUAAGUCCAAUGAUGAAGCUUUGUCAUGCACCACUCAGAAUUGCUUUUGGUGAGAAACAGACACCACAACCAUUUGCUGAGGACUGAUGUAAAAUAGAUUAUGUUUAGAAGUGAGAUGGUCACAUUUAUAGUACAUGAGUUUAAUUUAAAGUACAUUGGUCCUCUUUCAUGAAGUUUUUUUUUCUUUAAGGUUCAAAAUCUUUCUGGAGGUGAGUUGCAACGUGUUGCUUUGACUUUGUGCCUUGGAAAACCUGCGGAUAUAUAUCUGAUAGAUGAACCUUCUGCUUAUUUGGAUUCUGAACAGCGUUUGCAUGCUGCUAAAGUCAUCAAGAGGUAGGAAUUGGCUUUUCAAAAUGGUACUGCUGAAUUAAAAAAGCCAGUGAUUCGAUAAUUCAGGUUCAUUAUUCCAGUGUUGAUACAAUUUUCCCGAAUAUGAGGCUUUUGUCCUUGCAGCUAUGAGUAUCUAUGUAUCUUUUCAUGACCUACUGAUUUACCAUUUCUUAUGAUGGAAAAAGUAGCUUUUUUGGCUUUGGGUAUAUUUUAUCCUGUAAUCAGCAUGUGUCUAUAUACACAUCAUUCUCUCUCCCAUACAUAUAUAUAGCUGUUUAAGUUUACCAGUCUGGUAGCUAUCAUCAAACCUUUUAUUUUCAUAUGCUUCACUCUAGAUUCAUCCUCCAUGCCAAAAAGACUGCCUUUGUUGUGGAACACGAUUUUAUCAUGGCCACCUACCUAGCUGACCGUGUUGUUGUAUUUGACGGUAUUCCCUCCAUGAAGACAACAGCUAAUUCGUAAGCAUUUUUCUGACAUAUAGUCAUUAUCUGUAAAAAAAAUUAAACUGUUCUUUUAUUGAAAUGAAAAUAGUUAGACAUGAUACUAAUAUCUACUUACCUAUACUGUUUCCAGACCCCAGUCAUUGUUAAAUGGAAUGAACAGCUUCUUGGAGUCAUUAGACAUCACCUUUCGUCGUGACCCAAACAAUUUCAGACCUCGCAUUAACAAACUAAAUUCUGUCAAGG
Molecule: messenger RNA, 15460 nt
Organism: Lymnaea stagnalis (great pond snail)
Lineage: Eukaryota; Metazoa; Mollusca; Gastropoda; Lymnaeidae
Source: the annotation of a GenBank genome assembly